Suillus plorans is the source of this 831-nucleotide messenger RNA. RefSeq lists its product as uncharacterized. The record is from RefSeq and is a predicted model, not a curated record. The coding region runs from base 1 to 831 and encodes 276 amino acids. Lineage: Eukaryota; Fungi; Basidiomycota; Agaricomycetes; Boletales; Suillaceae. The transcript has 5 exons. Gene Ontology annotation, biological process: mycotoxin biosynthetic process.
AUGGUCAAACAUUCCUCACAGUACUUUCCUGUCAAUGCUGUUGACAAUGACAACGAGGAGGAAUCAUUUAGUGAUGCAGAAAGGUUACGUGCAGGACGUUUGCAUGGAAUCCUUCGCGUAUGGCCUAUGUUGAGCCAUGGCACGUUGAUAUUCACAUCGAUACUCUUUUUCGCGCUGUGGAUGGGCACGCCUUCGCCCCACCUGCAUGACGACAUUCCUAUAUACUCUCCAGCAAGUGGUGCUGUUGAAUCCACGAUCGUAAGAUUCAAUGGAACGCUCGACUUUCCUUCCAUCUAUCGUGGCCCUCCUUCCCCAGAAAUUGAUGCGGCUUGGGCCAGGAUAGCUCACGAUGUGCUGCCAACUCGGAUGUCACUUGAAGAAAUGCUUAAAGCCGGCGAAGUAGACUCACCUUCCAAGGUCAAAUAUCCACCCGAAUUUGGUGGGGGCUUCAUGGUAUCUAUGGAAGCCCCUCACCAACUCCACUGUCUGAAUUUACUUCGCAAAGCCUCGUGGCCUGAGUAUUACGGCCCCAAGGAUGUUUCAUUCCAGGAUACGCCCGAAGUAGUCCGCUUGCAUCUUGAUCAUUGCAUCGAAAUGAUCAGGCAGAAUCUCAUGUGUAAUGCCGAUGUGACGACAAUAACAUGGGACUGGGUUAAGGGACACAACAUCCCAUACCCGAACUUCAACACCCGCCACCAAUGCAGGAACUACGAGAAAAUCUUGGAUUGGGCUGUCGAGCAUGCUGUUCAUAUCCCUCAAUCGGCGGUCACUCGUGUCAAAGAUACAGUUGACAUGCCCUUGCCCCCCCAUCUGAUGCACGUUGAUGUGUGA